Molecule: messenger RNA, 1543 nt
Organism: Lolium rigidum
Lineage: Eukaryota; Viridiplantae; Streptophyta; Magnoliopsida; Poales; Poaceae
Product: cysteine-rich receptor-like protein kinase 36
Exons: 6
Coding region: 284-1228 (314 amino acids)
Biological process (GO): protein phosphorylation
Molecular function (GO): ATP binding; protein kinase activity
Source: RefSeq, a predicted model, not a curated record
AUCAGCUCGCAAGACACGCGGUAGCGACCUGGGUACCCAAGUCUUUUUGCAUCAUUCCCAACGACCGUGUUUUUGCAGAAAGACCUGAGGGGAUCUGAGGUCAACUUACCGCUGCUUCCACGAUCCUUCCACAUUCGAUAGAUCCACAUCUCGUUUGGCUGUUUUAUAUGCACCUCCAGCUAGCAAGGAAACCAUUCAUCUCACAAGCCUCCACCCCAUUUGGUUCUCCUCUUCCCAGCUUACCAGCUUCUAGGGUAUCUCAAGUGUUCGAUCUUCUCAAGAAAUGGCCAAUAAGGAGACCGUUCUAAGCACAUUACCGAAGGACCUACCAUUAGACUUCUUGAGGACAAUCACAAAUAAUUUCUCAGCGGACCGUAUUAUCGGUACAGGUGGAUUUGGCACAGUUUAUAAGGGAAUUAUGCCAGACGAGCAACUGAUUGCUGUGAAGAAACUUGCGGAAAAUGCGCCGCUCGCACGCGACAAAGCGUUUACCAAUGAGGUUCAGAACAUGAUGGCUCUCCGCAAUGAGAAUAUAGUCAAGUUGCUUGGGUACUGCCAUGAAGGGCAAAAGAAAGUGGUACAGAACAAUGGAAGAUAUAUUGUUGCAGAUGUCUUUGAAAGUUUGCUCUGCUACGAAUAUUUACCUGUGGGAAGCCUUCAGAAGAACCUGUUUGAAGGACCCAGUAACAUGGCGUGGCACACGCGCUUCAAAAUAAUUAAGGGGAUCUGUAAUGGUUUACUCUUCCUUCAUAGGAUUCCUAUUAUCCAUAUGGAUUUGAAGCCUGAGAAUAUAUUGUUGGAUCAUAACAUGACGCCGAAAAUUGCGGACUUUGGUCUUUCCAGGCUCUUUGGCCAAGAACAAACACGGGCAAACACACAGAAUGUUGUUGGAUCAUACGGAUACAUAGCUCCGGAAUAUCUAUACAGAGGUGAAAUCUCCGCCCAGUCAGACAUAUACAGCUUAGGCCUACUAAUCAUCGAGACCACCACUGGCGAGAAGAAUCAACCCAAACAGAACGAACCAUCAGCAAGGGGAUUUAUUGACCAAGUACAAAAAAUUUGGACAGACGGACACAUAGCGUCCAAGUACCCACGGUUAAACCCAAAUGACCUCCUGGAAGUAAAAGUAUGCAUCAAAAUUGGUCUAGAGUGUGUGCAGAUUGAUCGAAAGAGUAGACCUUCCAUCGAAAAAAUAGUUGAGAGGCUCGAUGGACGCUGUGCAAACUGAAUGGAAAAGCAGGUAUAAAUAUUAACCAUGGACUGGAUCAGGAGCUCUUUUUUGAGACCACUUAGUUACAUGAAAGUUCAAAGGAGUUUCAGUAGUUUUACCACUUUCUGAGAAAUCUAUCGCUGAAAUAUCCUAUUGCUUCCUAUGCAGUAAUACUGUUCCAAAUGACGAAACUCCACAAAAUCCAUGUAAAUAUUUUGGAAUCGAAAUGUAAAUAGUUAUUAAACCCUCCAAAGUUCACAUCUACAGCUGAAAUUAGAUUGCAUCAAGCUGGGACUAAAGUGGAUUGUGAUGAUCCUUCUGCCAAACUAGCAA